Molecule: messenger RNA, 1748 nt
Organism: Carya illinoinensis
Lineage: Eukaryota; Viridiplantae; Streptophyta; Magnoliopsida; Fagales; Juglandaceae
Product: heptahelical transmembrane protein 4-like
Exons: 4
Coding region: 298-1536 (412 amino acids)
Cellular component (GO): membrane
Molecular function (GO): signaling receptor activity
Source: RefSeq, a predicted model, not a curated record
ACAGUCGAAGAAUCCCCCGCCUUGGCAUCUCCGCAUCUGUUUGAAGAAUCUCUUCUCUUCAUAAAUAUCGUCGGUAUUUCCAACCGCCAAGAAUUAUCGACCAAGCCGCGCACUUUGUCACCAUUUGAUUUCCAAUUCUGAUCUCAGUGAUCACCUGUAGUUGAAUCUCCGCCUGGAAUUCUUAAUUGUAUUUGUUAUAUAAAGGAUCACUCGAAGAAUUGUCUUCUGGGGCUUCUUUCUUUUUCAGCUGCUGGUUCUCCAAUUUAAGUUAGUUUUGUUUGCUAGGUUGAUCAAACGAUGGAUGAUGCUCAUCAAAGCGGUGCGGAUAUAAAGUUAUCUUCUGAAGAAUUGGAUAAUCAUCAGACACGUUCUUCAGAGGAAGGGAAAGGGAAGAGAUGGUGGAAGAAGGUGAAGUACCAGCUGGUUGAGUACCACUCUUUGCCUGGUUAUUUGAGGGACAAUGACUUCGUUGUUGGCCAUUACCGGUCCGAGUGGCCGUUGAAGCAGGCCCUGCUUAGCAUCUUUUCCAUUCACAAUGAGACACUGAAUGUUUGGACGCAUUUGAUCGGGUUCUUCCUCUUCCUUUCCCUGACCAUUUACACUGCAAUGAAGGUUCCAAAGGUUGUGGAUCUUCACACUCUACAGCGUUUUCCUGAUGUGCUGAAAAAGGCUGACCUUCACAAAGUGCAUGCAGAACUCAGGACAUGCCUCCCCUCCUUGCCCAACAUGCCUGAUCUGCACGGGCUUAGGGAGGAGUUAAAGACUACAUUACCUUCAAUGGAUUAUCUUCCAUCACUCUCGGGUUGGCAUAUUAGGGAGCUCCUAUAUAAUUGUUUGCCUGAGCGAUUUUCCAGUGGCAACUAUACUGAUGUAUGCGUUUUGCAUAGCGUGAAGGAAGAAUUGGCAAACAUUCUAGCACCCUUGAUGGUGAGACCAAUUACGCGGUGGCCAUUUUUUGCAUUUUUGGGCGGGGCAAUGUUUUGCUUGCUAGCGAGCAGCACCUGCCACCUCAUCUCUUGCACCUCUGAACGCCUAUCGUACAUCAUGCUCAGGCUUGAUUAUGCUGGAAUUGCUGCCCUUAUAUCUACCUCCUUCUACCCUCCCGUCUACUACUCCUUCAUGUGCAACCCUUUCUUCUGUAACCUCUACUUGGGGUUUAUAACUCUCUUGGGAAUUACUACUGUUUUGUUUUCUCUCCUUCCAGUUUUUCAAACCCCAAAGUUCCGUACAGUCCGUGCAUGUCUAUUCUGUGGUAUGGGCUUCAGUGGGAUAGCACCAAUCAUGCACAAGCUCAUCUGGUUCUGGGGCCAACCCGAAGCUCUCCACACAUUUGGAUACGAGUUGCUGAUGGGGGCUUUCUAUGGGCUUGGAGCGCUUGUUUAUGCCACAAGGAUUCCUGAACGAUGGAUGCCGGGGAAAUUUGACAUUGCAGGGCACAGCCACCAACUAUUUCAUGUACUAGUGGUUGCCGGAGCAUACACUCAUUACCGUGCAGGGUUGGUUUAUCUCAGGUGGCGCGAUCUUCAAGGUUGUUAAUAGGAAAGCACUUUGAAGAUUGGCGUGUUGGUGAGGUCGUGUCUGUUGUUUGCAUCAUGGAUAGGUGAAGCAGAUUAUUACCGUGUAAAUGUCUGCAUCGACCCAAAUGUGGGAUUUGUUUGGUGACUUUUAGCAGAAUAAAAAUGGCAUUGAGGGAUGUUCAUCAGUAAACCUAUUAUAAAUUUGGCAUAUGAAAAUAUGGUUUUUGUCAA